Molecule: messenger RNA, 683 nt
Organism: Penicillium cinerascens
Lineage: Eukaryota; Fungi; Ascomycota; Eurotiomycetes; Eurotiales; Aspergillaceae
Exons: 2
Coding region: 57-683 (208 amino acids)
Source: RefSeq, a predicted model, not a curated record
CUUCUCACCAAAACAGAUCUUCCCACUCUCCCAUUUCCCCACCCUCACUCACUUCGAUGGGCUCUUCCGCUUCAAAGCCCGCGAGAGCGGCUGCUGGUGCAGCCAAGCGCCAGUAUCCUAAAAGGGCCGCGCCCCCGCCGCGAGCUCCAACAGCACCUCCGAGUGAAACAAAAGCAAAAGCUCCCGAGGGACCAACUCCUCAGCCUGCGCCGUCGCCCCCUCCCUCUCAGCCUCCAAGCUCUGGACCUCAAGGUCCGACAUACCACUCUAAGGAACCGCCCUCCGUUACAAGAUCCAGCGCAAUCGACCUCGACGGCCGCGACCCCGACUUUGCCGCCUCCCUCCGCUCCCUCGGCCCCGUCGACCCCUCUGGCAACUACGCCGGCUCACCAACUUUCAGCCGCGGCCCUAUGCAAACCGUCUUCCCAACGGCCUCCAACCCAGCUCUCCUCACAGCCGCCGCACGCGAUCGCAUCACCAAGGCCGCGCAGCAAGAAAUCGACCAGAUGGGGCGCCCAGACUUUGCGGGCCGAUCAUAUAUGGACGCUUUGAUGAUCCACCAGGCGCUGACGAUGCGCGAUGUGCAGAAGAUGCCGUCUGUGGAGAUCGAGCGAACACUGCACCUUAAGAAGGGGACUAUGAAUAAGCUUGGUGUGGAUGGUUUGAUUUCGCGCGCUACGUGA